GACGUAGACAGCUUGCCUCCCGUUUCGUAAGUGGACAAUAAGUUUAUGUGAUAAAGGUGAAACGGUGUAUUAACAUUACGAAAAUUACAAGGAUUGUUCGUUUGACAAAAUUCGUUUGUGUUAUAUGUGAAGAAGCGGGAAGGCAUGUGGGGCGGCGGCGCGCAGUGCGUGCACGCAUCGCUGCCGCGUGGUGCGCACGCGCGUCCCGCUCCGACGCUCAGCGGCGCCAUCGCUAGCCGUCGCCCGCCCAGGCCCACACCACCAUCACCAACGCUUAUAGCUCAAAUAGACUCGUCCGUAGCGUGUCUCUGGCUGCUCACACCCCUCUCUGCGGGUACAGCUGUCGUAGCCGUCCUCGUCGCUGUCACCACGAACAACUGGCUGCACACAGAGGAGAACAUGCUGAGCAAUUCGUUCAAUGGAACUGGCAAACACGAGCUGGUCGCAAAACACACUGUGUCCGGACUGUGGCGCAUCUGUCAUACCGACCCUGGCAGUACAGAAUAUCGCUGUAUAGACAUACCAUACUUUCCUCUAUCGCAGUACGUUCCAGACCCAAGUGAUUCUACCAAUGCGAUACCUUAUAUAGUAACCCGUUCAGCGGCUCCAUUAUUGUUGGCUGUGUUUACGCAAGCGGUUGGCGCGCUGUGUUGUGUGCUCGGCCAUUGCGUAAAGGGACGAAGAUUGUGUACAUUUAUUGCUGGCGUUCUCUUCAUUAUUUCUGGUCUCAUCAUGCUUACAGGAAUAGUCAUGUACAUAUCGGUAUUUAAGUCGCAACUUGGUCACAAACUACGAUACAUGACCUUCUUCGACACCCCUCGGAUGUCCUAUAGUUACGGGUACUCAUUCGGACUAUACAUAGGUGGAUUCGUAGCUGCUGAACUGGCAGGGACCUCCGCAAUAUUUCUAUUUCUCCAAUGGUAUCAAAAAGACUGGAUUACUGAAAUAACAGAGAAGGCAAAAGCAGAUUGUCGCGCAUGGGAUCGUGAAUAUGCAUUUACGGAAUUCAGAGAACGUGACUCGACUCUGUUGGAAAGACGUAUGAUGAAAAGAGACACCUAUCCACCAACAGGUUCAUCUGCGGCUACACCUCGUGAACGCCGGCGCUUUGUUUUUGACGGAGAUGAAAUGCCACAUUGCUCUAUACAUAAAAACAGGAGAAUCAAUUUAAGCUCAGCAUCGCUUAAAGAUCUGUCAUCAUCGACUCUGUAUGGUUUUCCAGCAGCUCCACGUCCAACAGCGUGUGAUAAUUACUUCGAGGAGUUUAAAGAAGUGCCCCAGAGUGCGAACACCUUGAGUGGUUUGCGGAGUGCUUCGAUAUUUCAGUCUCAGGCGUCCGUAGCUAGUGGGAGGUUUCUAGACUCAACUGCAGUUGAACCCCCACCGUCAAGGGAAGAGGAACUAGUAACAUUCGGCGCUGGAGCCAGGGCGCUGGCUAAUGACGAAAAGCCCCCACGACACGACCGAGGUGUCGGAACUGAUCCGUAUCGUAGAACAACACCCGUCUGACUUCCAAGAAAGGGUGUCUUCCCUUAAAAGCAUAUCGAUAAGUGAUACCAGUGACGUUAAUAUCCCAAUUCUAAUGAAUUUUGAUAAUAGCAGAAAUGAUGACCGUGAAGUGACUCUCGAAUUUAUAAACGUUAUACGUGAAUUGCGUUGUAAAAGUUUUAAAUGUUACUUUUCCUUACAUAAACACUGCCAUUUGUGUA
Zerene cesonia (dogface butterfly) is the source of this 1709-nucleotide messenger RNA. RefSeq lists its product as uncharacterized. Gene Ontology annotation, cellular component: postsynaptic density membrane; AMPA glutamate receptor complex. Gene Ontology annotation, molecular function: channel regulator activity; voltage-gated calcium channel activity. The record is from RefSeq and is a predicted model, not a curated record. Gene Ontology annotation, biological process: postsynaptic neurotransmitter receptor diffusion trapping; neurotransmitter receptor transport, postsynaptic endosome to lysosome; neurotransmitter receptor internalization. The transcript has 6 exons. Bases 145 to 1509 code for a protein of 454 amino acids. Lineage: Eukaryota; Metazoa; Arthropoda; Insecta; Lepidoptera; Pieridae.